Epinephelus fuscoguttatus (brown-marbled grouper) is the source of this 3002-nucleotide messenger RNA. It is a transcript of the gene cyld2, whose product is annotated as cylindromatosis (turban tumor syndrome), b. Gene Ontology annotation, molecular function: cysteine-type deubiquitinase activity; K63-linked deubiquitinase activity. Lineage: Eukaryota; Metazoa; Chordata; Actinopteri; Perciformes; Serranidae. Gene Ontology annotation, cellular component: cytosol. Bases 164 to 2290 code for a protein of 708 amino acids. Gene Ontology annotation, biological process: protein K63-linked deubiquitination. The transcript is spliced from 14 exons. The record is from RefSeq and is a predicted model, not a curated record.
GUCAGGAGGAAGAGAGUUUCCAGGUCCGGAGGCACCUGCUGCUUUUGUGGGCAAUUAAUCCAUGCUGCAACAGUGGAGCAACCUGUCGUAGAGUAACUGCUCUUGACAAAUAAACACAGUACUUCUGCUCCAGAACUGUUCAACAGACUCUGCUGGUGGAAAUAUGGAGAACAAAACUGUAGUAAAGGAUAAGUUUUUCAUCGUGAUACGCGGGAAGUCGAGGAAAGGCUCUUUCUGCAGGGGAAGUAUCGGCCGUGUGGAGGCGGAGGUGCAGCGGGGAGAGCUGUUGGGGCUGCUGUACUCCGGCGGCGGCAGCAGCGCAGUGAGUCCCAAGAGCGGAGGCAUCGUGAGGAGGGAGGACACAUACCCUCUGACCCGACACCAGGCCCAGCUCCUGCUCUUCAUCUCCCCUGCAAGCAAACGCCUGGACCUGCUGUGUAACCCCCAGCUGUUCUCCGCCAUCUGUGCGCUGUCUCAGGGUGACCUGGUGGUGGUGAAGCACAAGAAGGGACACCUGCCAGCGCUGGUGAAGAACCUGAUGCAGAUCGGGAGGAAGGAGGGCAAAGAUGACCUGCACAUGCUCGGCUUUGAGGUGGAGUCUGUGGACAGUGAUAACAACUUUUCAUCCAAGAAACCUUCACCUCUGCCUCUGUUCAGUGCCGCAGACAUCGUCCAGGUGGUCCCAUCUUACUCUGUUCCCCUCGGACUACACUGGAAAGACGGCCAAUGUGGGGGUCUAAACAAAAAAGCGGUGACGCGCAUCAACUCAAUGCCGAAUAUAGGAUCUCAUACACGGCCAUUGAGAGAGAGCCAUAUGGAGCAGAGCAGAGCCAUACAGAGCCAAAUUCCAAACACAUCACACGUGCAUUUGGAGGUGGGAUCCUUGGUGGAAGUGGUGUCCAACUCAGGGAUCACAGUGUACGGGGUCAUCCAGUGGUUGGGGGUCCCUGAGGGAAAGACUAAUGAGUGGGCUGGGAUUGAAUUGGACUAUGAGGUGAACGGCUGCUCUGAUGGGAAGUAUGGAGGCCAGAGCUAUUUCACCUGCAAAGGGAACAGGGCUUUGUUUGUUCCCGUCACAAAGUGCAGCCCUGACAGCAGGUUCCUCUGCAACUCCACAGGAAUGGAGACCCCCAAACCUAACGACACACCUCCAGUUCCUCCAUUUGAGGACCUGGAGGAGGAUGCGCCCCCUGUUCCUGAAUCAGAGGCCUUGUCUUUGCUAGUGGGGAGAAUGAAGGGAAUUCAGGGUCACAUCAACUCCUGCUAUCUUGAUGCCACACUCUUCAGUUUGUUCAGCUCAUCUGUGACCCUGGAUAAUAUCUGCCAGAAGCCUGCUGACACAGAGCAACCCAUAGCCUGCUCUCUUAGGAAAAUAGUCAACCGUUUGCGCAGACAAGGGUUCGUGCCUGCUGAGAGUGUGAUGAAUUUCCGUAAAGAGCUUGGCUGUGACACUUUCCGAACAGAGGAAAAAGACCCAGAAGAGUUCAUCACAGUCCUCUUUCAGAAAGUGCUCUGCAUGGAGCCACUGCUCAAGCUCAGAUCAAGACAAGAAGAAUCUCAGGGUGCCUACACCUUCCAGAUCUUUCUAGAGAAAGAACAAAUGGGAAAGAUGCCCACUGUCCAACAGCUGCUGGACACAUCCUGCCUGUCCGGUGACCUCAAGUUUGAAGAGAUGCCGUCCUGUCUAAUGGUUCAGAUGCCAAGGUUUGGAAACAAGUAUAAGAUGUUUUCUCACAUCAUUCCCUCCACUGAGCUGGACAUCACAGAUCUCCUGUACAACUCUCCAAGGGAAUGUUUUAUCUGCGGGCAUUUGGCAGAGUACGAGUGUCUUCAGUGUCUACCAGAUCGCAAACUCCAACCAGGGAGAAUAAAACAGUACUGCUCUACAUGCAAAACUCAGGUGCACACCCAUCCCUCGCGACAGGGUCACUCCCCCAAGGCUCUAUCAGUGCCAGCAGGUGUAGCCUCUGACAGUCCCGUGCCCAGGCACAUGAUGCAGCUGUUUGCUGUGCUCUGCAUUCAAACCAGCCACUAUGUGUCCUUUGUCAAAUACAGCCCUGACCCUCACUCCUGGCUCUUCUUUGACAGCAUGGCAGACAGAUGUGGUGAUGAUCAGCAUGGCUACAACAUUCCAGAGAUCCGGGCUUGUCCGGAGCUUGGUGACUUCCUCUCACAGCCGGAGGAGGAGCUGACCUGCUCCAACCCUUCCCAGCCUCCUGAACUACUGCGCAGAUUGCUGUGUGACUCCUACAUGUUUUUCUACCAAAACCCAGCCACGCCACUUUCAUAGCCAAACCAUCAGGAGUCAGAAACGAAUGUGAGGAUGAGGACACAAUGUUCCCAUAACAGUGUCUUUAUAACCUUGCAUCUCUGCUCACUCAGCAAGAUUUUGUGUUGGUUAUUACAUCCAAACAGCAGGAACUGAAAUGGAUGCAUUUAACUUUACAGGGAUAAAACAUUAUUAUUAUUAUUAUUAUUAUUAUAAAUGUGUUGUUCAGACAUUUGACUGUAAAUGAUGGAAGUCAGAGUUGAUGUGGUUAUGUAUGAGAAAAAGACUGAGCAGUAAACAUAUUAGCCUUCACUCUGAACAACUCAUCAUCACCAUCAUUAUCUCGUAGAUAUAUUGCUGUUGUUACAUUGUGAUUAUUUAUACCAAGAUUUCUAAAUGACUUUAUUCUAGUGUUUUUUUCAUCUGUUAUUUGAUAAGCUAAAAUCCACUCCAGCACUCGGUGACAUGUUUGUAUGGUGUUGCAUAAUUUUAACACUGGAUUGUGACCUACAACAGUCACUGAAGCCUCCCACGUCGUAUAAACCACAUGCUGUUCUUGUUGCUGUUGAUGAGCUGUCCUUUUAAAAAAACAGAAAGCUGGAAAGUACAUGUGUGGUUGUAUUGUAUGUACUGUAAAUAGCUGCACGAUGUGCAGUUUUCACAAGGGCAUAUUACCAGAUCUGUAAUAUAUUAUUUUAAUUUAUCAAUAAAAUGUUAAAAUUGCAGUUGGAAA